AUGAUACAGCUGAGCCAAAAAUCCUUGAGUUUCAUGUCAAACCCAGUUUUGCAUGAUUUGCAUAGUCAACGAACGUUGCACCUGGUAACCUUGCUAGUGAAACUGUAUAAGAAACUUGCAUGGGAGAGAGGCAGAAUCUGUUCCUCCGGUUUCACAGCUUCAAUAUCAACAUUUCUAGAUAUACCAAACGUGGUUGUGUUGGGUGAUAUGAAUGCACAUGAUACGCUUUGGUACUCAGGUCUGGAAGAUUUACGAGGAGAAGCCCUGGCCUGGGAAAUUGAAAACUCAGAGUGUGGAACACUCAACACGGAUAACCCAACCCAUCUGAGGAGGAACCCAGUUGAGGUGGUGAAUUGGCUCAGGCCUCGCCUGGAGCACCCACCGGACAUCUAG
Molecule: messenger RNA, 393 nt
Organism: Helobdella robusta
Lineage: Eukaryota; Metazoa; Annelida; Clitellata; Rhynchobdellida; Glossiphoniidae
Exons: 3
Coding region: 1-393 (130 amino acids)
Source: RefSeq, a predicted model, not a curated record